UAUUAAGGAUUUUGGGUUGUUUAGGAAAGGCUAAUGUGACUGAAUGAAAAUAAUUCAUUUCAGAACGAACUUUUUUGUCAAGAUGGCGUCGGCAGAAAGUGGGGAAAAACAUGUAAUCAUCACAGACCUAGAUCUGUCUGAUUGUCAGCAACAAAUGCAGUCAAAACAUCCGCAGGAUUUGAAUUGUAAACCUCACAAAAAACGACAUACAGAGAAACAACUUCACACCAUUUCGGGCAAUUUUAACCGUCGUUCCCGGUCGGCAGAACAUCGCUCGGACGGACAUAAUACCAAUAUUAAACAAAAUAACCGUGUUAAUACUUAUUUCAACGAAUUGCUUCAAUCAAAAGAAAAACAACUGGAAACAAUACUGCAACGUCUAGCCACCUUGCAUAAAUUCAAUGAACAGUUCGACGUACAAAACAAAGAGCUUCGCGCGCAUAUACAUACCCUAGAAGAGCGCAUAGAUAUACUGCAAGAUGAAGUUGCGAAUUGUGGUCGUUGUCAAGAGCUGAUUCAACAACUCGCCAACUGCUCAAAUGAAAAGCAGGCAUUUGCUUCGGAUGUAGACAUGAUGCAGACUCUCGUUUAUCGCCUUAAUGUACAAAUUGAAAGUUAUCAGGAUCGUUUGCGUUUAUCUAAGGAUGCUAAUGCAAAAAACAUAACAAGUGAUACAGGUGCGGGUGAUAUGCCUACGCAGACAUCUUCCCUUUCAACCUGGGAGGAGGGUGCGUUACGUACGCACACACUUUCGCCAUUGCUACAGUCAUAUGACGAAAUGAUUCGUGACAAAGAACAGUUAAUACAACAAUAUGGACAGGAAUUUGAACACUUCACUGGCGAACUAAAACGCGUUCUAGAAGAAAACAAUCGCUUGUUGCAACAAAAUGAAAGCCAACGUCGAGAGGUUGGUUCUUGGCGUGAAGAACGUACCCGAAUGCAAGCGCAAGUCGAUGUUUGCCGUGCGAAAGUCGAUGCACAAACAAAAAAAUCUGACUUAGCUAAAGAAAAACUAGUGGAAGUGAUGCAUUGCUAUGAACAAAAAAUGCAGUCCCUUGUUCUUGACAUGGAACAUUUACAAUCGGCAUAUACGCGCUGCAAGAAUGAACUGGCUUCAUUGAAAAGUAUCGCACAACAGCCACCUGACAGCAUGGCGCACGCUUUGCAAGAAUGUAAAACCCUUUUAGAACAGUUGAAAGAGCAGCACAGUAGCGAAAAGCAAACACUAGAAAGCACUAUAGAAGAGUUUCGGAUGCGCCAUGUGGAAGAUAAUAACAAACUUGCUGAAUUGAAAAUGGAAAGUAAAACGUUAGUGAAGGAACUGGAACUACAGCGCCAAACAGCAGAAGAGCUCCAACUUCGCACUGCGCAUUUCCAACGAACAGCGGAAAAAAUAAAGCGCUCACGGGACCGGUUAAAAGCUCGACUUCGAAUUGCCCUGCAAUGGGCACAAAAAAUGGAAGAAGGGCAAGAAAAUAUACAAAGUACUUGGGACGCCCUAAAACGUCUUGAGACCAUCGUGAAGCAUAAGGAGUCACAAGUGCGGGGACUACAUGCUCGCCACUUACAGGAAAUCGAUAAAAUGCAGAAGAAACUAUUUCAGAAAGAGGAGACCAUAAGGAAUAUUCUCAAAGGGAAACUUGCCAUCGGCGAACAAGUGCAAUAGGAAAAGUCAACCAAUUUCAUUUUCUACUCAAAGUCGACAACAAAUUCAAACGUGUACAACAAAACAAGUCUUCGAAAAUUUACUGAUUGUUAAAUACAACAUUUGAAAGCUGUUGUCUGUAUGUAUAUACAGCGUUGGUCAAAAUAA
Molecule: messenger RNA, 1813 nt
Organism: Anastrepha obliqua
Lineage: Eukaryota; Metazoa; Arthropoda; Insecta; Diptera; Tephritidae
Gene: Cep89
Product: protein Cep89 homolog
Exons: 2
Coding region: 44-1666 (540 amino acids)
Biological process (GO): chemical synaptic transmission; cilium assembly; mitochondrion organization
Cellular component (GO): centriole; ciliary transition fiber
Source: RefSeq, a predicted model, not a curated record